Messenger RNA from Sorghum bicolor (sorghum), 1127 nucleotides. RefSeq lists its product as uncharacterized. The record is from RefSeq and is a predicted model, not a curated record. The transcript has a single exon. NCBI's taxonomy places the organism in Eukaryota, Viridiplantae, Streptophyta, Magnoliopsida, Poales, Poaceae. Gene Ontology annotation, molecular function: protein binding. The coding region runs from base 127 to 813 and encodes 228 amino acids.
UCUUCACCAGAGAAGAGUACCAGUACUACCAGACCUGCUCUCGCCUCACCCAACUCCGCCGCCGCCCCGCUGCUUCCAGUCUCAAAGACCUUGGCAAUCGCCGCCCCACAAACCCUAGCCGCUACCAUGGCCUUUCUCGCUCCCGCGGCCGCCGCCUCUUCCCUCCGUACCCCCAUCUACCUAGCCACCUCUUCCCGGCGCCGCUCCUUUCUCCCUGCCGCCGCGAAAGCCACCGCCAGUUCUGCACACCCCAUCCUCUCCUCACUCCGCAUGGCCGCCUCCGCCGCCGUCCUCCUCGCCGUGACCUCCCCGGCACUCGCGUGCACCCCCUCCGCGCUCCCACCCCCGCCCACUCCCCUCACGGUCACGGUGUCCCCCGAGGCCGACGACGCCAUCCCAGACGCCUCCGAGACCGAGUCCCACCCCUUCGAGAAGCUCAUCAUCGAGACCGCCUGCCUCGUUCGCAUCGGCGGCGCGGACGAGGCGCGCUCGCGCCUGGCCGCGGCCGGAUGCGGAGAGAGCUACGCCCGCCUCCUAGCCGCUCAGGCUCUGUUCGUGGACGGGAUGGUGGACGAGGCGAUCGCUGCCUUCGAGGAGCUUGCGCGGGAGGACCCCGCCGACUACCGCCCGCUCUUCUGCCAGGGCGUGCUGUACCUCGUCCUUGGCAAGGAGGCGGAGUCCGAGUCCAUGCUCGAGCGAUGCCGUGAGGUCGGCGGCGACGCGCUAAUUGUAGAUCCGGCAAUGAUGGUAACGCCGACCGUGGGCGCGGAAUCCGGUGAGGAGAAGGCAGAGCCAGAGCCAGCGGAGGUGUGACUGGUAACUCUGUACCGGAUGAUCUCAGAAUAAGGUAACACGCAUUUUUGUAACCAUAGAGGGAUACGAAUGAGGAGAGGGAAAAUUCAGAACAUGUUCCGGUGAUAUGAAUUAGCUAGAGGAAAAUUUGAAACGAAGUUACUGAUUCUUUAGGAUGUGAAGAUGUCCGUUUCACAUGGCCUUACUAAUAAAUUGAGAAGGCAGUGGCUUUCAUCUCGAUGAUGAUGAGCACUUCGAUUUGAUUCAUAUUCAGAUCCAUUGAAGCUUUAUAUUUGUACCUUAAAUUCCUCAUCCAGCUGAUGGUUGUUUACUUA